CUGGAACCAAGAAACGAGCGAGCGAACCGCUCGACCCCUGUUCGCAUCGGGGGAAAGGAGUGGAGACGCAGCGACGGCUAGGGUUGCCGCGCCGCCGCCGGACCCAACCUCGCCGGCCAGGCCCUUGCCGCCGCCCGCCCGCCUGGCCCUUGCUGCCGCCGGCCAGGUUCCCGCCGCCACCGCCCGCCUUAUCUCCCUUCGCCGCCCCUCUUCCUUCGCUGCUCGUCGUCCCUCCGCCGUGUCUCCACCAACACCGACGGCCACCGACGCUGCACCUCGACGGGCACCGCCGCUGCACCUCGACGGCUACGAGCAACCCACGCGAGGAGCAGAACGCACCCACGAUGGAGAAAGUCAAAGAACCCAAAGCAAAUUGGGACAGUGCUGCUCAUACAGUUUUUAUGAAUGCGUGCGUAGAGGAGGUUCGAGCAAAUAACCGCAACGGUGGUUAUUUGUCGGACAUAGGACAAGCUAAUUUGCAUAAAAAAUUCAACGAACGCUCUGGAAGAAACUAUUCGACCCGGCAAAUCAAAAAUAGGUGGGCUGUAUGUAGAAGCGAGUACAACACAUGGAAGACAUUGAUCCAGCAAGCAUCUGGCUUAGGAAGAGCUGAGCAUACACACACUAUUGCAGCUACAAAUGAGUGGUGGGCAUUGGAGAUAAAGGCACAUCCAGAAGCUGCCAAGUUUCGUUAUGCUCCACUAGCAGAGGAGGAAAAAAUGUCAGAGGUUUUCGAUACUACUUGUGUCACAAAUGAGCAUGCAAGGGUAUCAACUCCCUCGUAUCAAGGUGAUCCCUCUCGAAUCAGUUUGGAGGAUGACUCAGGGUGUGAUAGUCAUGAAGGCCAAUUUACCCUUGUUCAAAAUCGAGCCAAGGGUGGGAAGAAGAGGGCGUGUCCUUAUUCGCCAAGUCCAAAGAUGAAUGACAAGUGGGCAAGUGAGAAUGCUAAAAAUGAGGCUUUUGUACGCAUGGUGGACAUCUUUGGUGCAAGAGACAAGAGGGAUGCAGAGGAGAUUGCAAGGGAGAAGAGGGAUGCAGAGGAGAGGGCAAGGGAGAAGAGGGAUGAAGAGGAAAGGGCAAGGGAGAAGAGGGAUGCAGAGAAGAGGGAUGUAGAGGAGAGUGUGGAUCCAACAAGAGAAGAGAUUAAACAAAUGAUGGCCAUGGUGGAAGCGGAUGGUGCAAAACCAGGAAGUGAUGAGCAUUUCUAUGCUACAUUUCUUUUCAUGGAAAAGAAAUAUCGUGAUGUUUUCUUCACUUUCACGUCUCAUAAAUAUGUUGCAAGGCUUGGAUGCAUAAAGAGGAUGUGGGAGCUCAAUAAUAAGUAGAACAUCUAUGUUUUAAUUGCUUUCUACCAGACUAUUUACUUGUAAUGUUGUGAGCUAAGCUACUUGCUUUGGAGGUGUACUUUUGUGAACUAAGCUAUUUGCUUUGAAGAUGUACUGUUAUCUGAACUGUGUUGUAUCUAAUAUUACACUAUGUGCA
Molecule: messenger RNA, 1482 nt
Organism: Triticum urartu
Lineage: Eukaryota; Viridiplantae; Streptophyta; Magnoliopsida; Poales; Poaceae
Source: RefSeq, a predicted model, not a curated record